AUGGCUGGCAGUGUAGCACUUUUUACUUUGUUGCUAUUUCAUCUGGCUGUCGAAGCCAGAAGUCAAGAUAGUCAGACUGAGUUUUGCGAUACUGCUCCUGACGAUGGUCUUCGAUUUUGGUGCCUCCAGCUCCGGCAGAUGGAUAGAAUGGCUCGUAGACUGGAUAAUGGUUCUGUGAUCCCUUCUUUAAAGAGGACUUUUAACACACCUGCUCAAACCAUAUACGAAUGUUUUGAUCUACGAUGUGUUUGUGGAUUUAUGGGAGGAAAUAUGGGAUCUGGCAGGUGUGUAUUACGUAACGGAGCAGUUCUUGGUCAAGCUUUUCGAAGGGAAUACCGUGUUCUCAGCGAUGCUGAGCGAAAUAGAUUUCACUCAGCUAUGUGGGCAAUAAAGAACUCAGGAGUGUACGAUUACUUUGCACGGAUUCAUUCUCGUUUCGCAAUCGCCACUGGAGCUCAUGCGGGCCCCGCUUUUAUGCCAUGGCAUAGAGAAUAUCUGAAAAGAGUAGAAUUUGCUCUUCGAACAGUUGAUGCAUCUGUGGCCAUACCGUACUGGGAUUCCACCUUAGAUAGUCGUUUACCCACUCCAUCUCAUUCUGUGAUGUUUAGUAGCGAAUUGAUGGGUGGAUCACGAGCUGGGGAAGUGAGAGAUGGCGCAUUCCGAGGUUGGAUGCUUGAGAAUAGAACUCGAGUGAUCAGACGUGCUGUUGGAGCUCAAUCAGCGCCAAUGAAUGUGUCCACAUUUUUCACUUACGUUAACUCUCCUAACAUUCAGCAAAUUCUUUCAUCGCCUGCUGCUCAAAACGGAUGUCCCAUACCGCCCUCUUGGAGAUCUCUUGAGCUUUCUCAUGGCUCACCACAUCUCUUUGUUGGCGAAGAUAUGGUGCUUACUGCGAGUUCCGCUAACGAUCCAAUUUUUUUCCUACAUCACUCAUUCGUCGAUUUCAUUUGGGAAUUAUGGCGACAAGGAGUUCAACCCAGGCAGUUUCGAGAAAAUGACUAUCCAAGAGAUAAUAUUCAAUGUAGCAGCCGUGCUCAUUUUGCAUUUGCUCCUAUGCUUCCUUUCACUCCUAUGCUAAACAUCGAUGGCUUAAGCAAUGAAUACACAGGUUUUCUC
This is a messenger RNA of Strongylus vulgaris, 1116 nucleotides long. Lineage: Eukaryota; Metazoa; Nematoda; Chromadorea; Rhabditida; Strongylidae. The record is from the annotation of a GenBank genome assembly.